Molecule: messenger RNA, 276 nt
Organism: Purpureocillium lilacinum
Lineage: Eukaryota; Fungi; Ascomycota; Sordariomycetes; Hypocreales; Ophiocordycipitaceae
Source: RefSeq, a predicted model, not a curated record
AUGCAUCUGUUGAACAGGGCAUGCCUUGCUGCUGAACACUUGUCCGAAUACUGGCCGAAUGCAGAAGGGAUCAGGAAGGUCUUUCGUAGCCUGCUGGACAGGUUCACGACCAUCAUCCACAACAUUCAACAGCAGAAUGACGCAAACCUCAUUGAAACGUCCAUAGCAAGCGAAGUACCGGAGUUUAGUCUACCUGCUAUUCUAGAUUCCUUCUGCCAACUGCCUGCGUGGCAAGACGACGACCCUCAUUGGAACGCAGUUCCGUUUCAGUCAUGA